Molecule: messenger RNA, 16362 nt
Organism: Coregonus sp. 'balchen'
Lineage: Eukaryota; Metazoa; Chordata; Actinopteri; Salmoniformes; Salmonidae
Source: the annotation of a GenBank genome assembly
AUGUGUUCCAGAGUGUGUAAGAACUGUGGGGGCACAGACAUCGAUGUGGACCAGGCCAGGGGUGAUGCCGUGUGCAUGGGCUGUGGCUCUGUCCUGGAGGACAACGUCAUUGUGUCUGAGGUCCAGUUCAUGGAGACUGGAGGGGGAGGCUCCUCGGCUGUGGGACAGUUCGUAGCUGGAGACGGUGGGUGCAGCUGGACUGUCAAGACAUGAAAUAAAGACAUUACAUAAUAAAAUUAACCACAUUAUUCUGAGAGGUUGGUUAUAAAAAAAAUUUGUAAAGUGGUUAUCCCACUGGCUAUAAGGUGAAUGCACCAAUUGGUAAGUCGCUCUGGAUAAGAGCGUCUGCUAAAUGACGUAAAUGUUAUAAGGAGUAUAAGAAACUCAUAGUUUUUCAUGACAUAAUGAAGUUAGUCAAUUGGAUUGCAAAAUGGCAUUUUAGCAGCGUGCAUAACAUUCCCCACCCUCUCCCAGACCCUUGCCCAGACCCUGUAAUCUCCAGUCCCAAACCUAACCCAGUGAUGUGGCCUGGCCCACAGCCCCUGGCUAGCCUUUCAGCUGAUUGUGCAGAAGGGACUGUCAAUUGUAGAUUGGUUUUGUUGUGGGGUGGGAUUUUUCUGGCACAUCCCCUGAAUCCCCACUAGAGUGCAGUGUUGUAUUAACUUUAGUUUGAGAUGAGCUCAUUGUCUUUGACCAAUUUGUUGUCAUGCGAGUAGACAACACUGAAAAAACACUCAAAUGUACUACUAUUGUGUCCAAUAAUAUAAUAACAAUGCUGUACAAAAAUGUAUAUUGCCAUUUUUGUCAUUGAAACUAUAGCAGAUGUUGAUGAAUGCCUGUUGUUUUGUAAAUGUUAAGAUUGCACUCUUGGGGUGUCGUGUCUCUCGUUCUCCUGUUUCUAUAGCCUCUGGAAGGAACCCCACUUUUGGAGAAGGGUUCUAUACAGGCGUUGGAAGGGAGUCCCGGGCCCAGACCCUGCAGAACGGUGAGUCAACAUUAAGGGUCAGCACUUGCAUUCCUAAAGCAUGGGUGUGCAUGCAUCAUGAGAACUAAUUGCACUUACAACAGGCCUAAUACCCAGUUAAUGUAGGUGUGCUAGGAGAUGAGCCUUGCUGUCUUUCAGUGUCUUGAAAAUAAAGCAUUUUGCCUCAUGCUAGACAGACUAAAUUGAUACCAUCUGCUUUACAUGGGCCUUUGCCCCUCUUAAAGUGGCUUCCUUAUCAGCACCUUAUUUCAAAAGCACUUAUAAAGUGGUUUUGCCUUCACCAACAAACUUGGUAGGGACAACCCAUUUCCUUUAUGUCCAAUGGGAGGUAAACAGGGUGUGUCUACAGCAAAUCUUGGUUGGCAAAGGCAAACAUCCAUCGCAUACUUGAAUGCAUCAGGAAAGGGCUGGUAAUUUCCUUUGUCUGGUAAGACACAUUGAAUCAGUCUGUGCUGCCUGGUUUGAUGAUUUCCUGUGGUCUUUGUUUAGUCAUGCCUAUUUGGAAGUUAAAUUUUUUGGCUGAGUAAAAAGUAUUGUACUCAGUUAUCUCCCAGUAACCUGGUGACCUGUAGUCGUCUGAGGCGCCUCCUGCUGAUGAUCAAUGCUGUUAAGUGCUGAUGCUGAUGAUCAAUACUGUUAAGCGCAGUAAAAACUAGAGAGCGAGAGAGACUUGUAAACACAGCUGUCCUUGUGUGGAGGGGGGAGACAGACGUUUGUCAGACUUUGUGGCGAAUUCCGAUGACUGUGUGUGAGAGGAACAGAGAGAUGUGGAUACAGCCGUGUGUUAGUAUGUGAAUAGGUCUGUCAUGCUGUGUGGAUUGUCUGUGGGGAGAUUUAUAGUGUCUAUGGGGCUCUGAGAGAACAAGAGCGGUGCUGUGAGGGAACGCUCUCCUCCAUAAACAUCCAGUGUCUCUGUUCUUUCUCUCCCACCCACACUCUGAUUAAUGCCUGGAAUCAUCCCUCCCCACCACCCGUCCCCAACCCCGCCCUAACUCAUCACGUCUCCUCACAAUGACUAACAUGUUGCUUUUCCUAUUACUGGAAACAUCCCAUAUGUCCUGCGGUUGACCCAUACUGCCGCGCUAUAUCUCCAGUGUGGGAGCUUUCCAACUUCUCCCUGGUAGGGUGGUUAGAUUUUAUCCAGCUGUCACAAUAAAUGUACCGGAUGGUAAUGCUGGUUGGGGUUCGGAAGAAGUUUAGACAAGGCCUGUAUAGAAAUCGGGGUCUUUAGUUUUUCAGACAACAUGAUGAGGAGAGGGGAAUGAGGAGGGAGUGGUAUGAGUAAUGUUGGUGGUGUGCGGAUGCCCUGUAAUCUGAAGACAUCUGUUCAGCAAAGCAGGGGGAAUAUUUUAGCGCAGUAAGAUGUUGCAUAACCUCAACAGCAGCAGUAGUUUCCCACACGCAUCUCACAAGUACCUGUGUGUAUUGACUGGGACAUCUGCUUGUGUAUAAUGUCUGAGUGUUUGCAUGCAAAAUUUAUCAGGUGAACAGAGGACACAUGGAUCUGGAAACACCUGAACUGAACCUCUGUUAGAGUAAUUACAUGCCCUGUCAUUUGUGUGUAUAUUUGUGUCUGUCUACUCUGUUUAUUUUAUGCCCUAAGUGCACGAGGGUGCGUCUGAGUGUAGGUGUGUACGAAUACAACAUGCAUGCGUGGGCUGUGUAAUGACAUGCCUGUGUUUGUGUGUCUCCAGGGAGACGUCAGAUCAACACUCUGGGCCACCAGCUGCAGCUGAACCAGCACUGCCUGGACACGGCCUUCAACUUCUACAAGAUGGCCGUGUGUAAACACCUGACAAGGGGCCGAAGGGUGGCCCACGUGGUGGCUGCAUGCCUCUACCUGGUCUGCAGGACAGAGGGGACACCUCGUAUCUUUUCACACCGCAGAGAGGGGAGGUGGGGGAGUAACAGAGGAAUGAAGGAGAUGAGUGAGUGAAAAGGGAAUGGAGAAUGCCAAAUGUUUAUACUACAACCAAACACUUGUUAUAUUUGUAACGUUAGCUGUAGCAUCAAUCUCCAUGAGUUGUAGUAGUUUUGGGCAUGAAUUGUGUUAAUGCCCUGGUUGUGUUGUGCUCAAUACCCUUUCUGUACUGUCCUAAUGUUAAGCAGAUCCACUUUUCAUAGCCCAUCAUUUUGCUGCCAUUGUUUGGUUUAUUGUUCCCUGUCAUUGCCUCGGAGUAUGAUGUGGUUUCACAGCAAGGGCAAGAUACACAGUGUUUUAUCUGAUAGAACAAGAGGGUGGAGGGAGCAGAGCAAAGCCUUUCCCAUUACAUUGUUUACGUGUGUCAGUGCAGAGCAAAGCCUUUCCCAUUACAUUGUUUACGUGUGUCAGUGUUUGGGGUAGGAGUGUUGGAUAAAGUAAAAAUAGCUCCACUCCACUUCCUUUUCCACAGCUGGGGAAAAUGAAGUCUGUAGUACUAUCACAGAGGACCAGCAUGGAAAGUUGAGAAUGAGGAAGCAAGAGGCAAACCUUGUUCAGCGUGUCUAACAGCUGAAAUAGUAUGUAGCUCAGUGGAGGGAUGUCUUGAUAUUUGUGAUGGAGGCUCGGGACCAUCAAUUAAAUGGCAGUUAAUUAAUACAUUUAAUGGGAUCGUUCCCACAGGUGCUGUUGUUGGUAAAGGUUUAGGCUAUGGUCACGUCCAUGAUCUUGAUGAAUGACAGCCAAGUUGUCACAUCAUAAUGAAACCUCCAAGUUUCACAGGCAGGGCUUGGAAGGAAGCUCUCUCCCUCCUUCCCCAUACUACUGAAAUGGCAUUGCUUUUAGCGACCGUUAUUAUCUCUUGAGAAAAUCAGCUGCACAGAGGAAUUUAUUGUUAUUAUGAUGACUCUGAUUGAGGGAGUAGUCCGUAAUCUCAUCUCCAGACUGUGGGAUAAUUUCUUCAAUUUCAGUGGUGACCAUAACCCCAUUGUGAGGCUUUAAAAAAAAGGGUUGUCGCUAAUGUACUUUGGUUGCCCUUGGAUGGGUGCACCUGUCGCCACGGAGACUGAUGCAGGGGUUGUGUUAGUCGCAGGAGACUGGCGUGUCCAGAGGCUAACGGGUGAGGCAGGGGGGAGUUCAGAGGUCACGGGGUGGCUGAAGCUAUCACUAAAUAUAUUUACAAAUGCUGCUGGCCUGAGGUGACACUUUUUACUAUCUUGUGGUUUUAUUGACUUAAGCCACCCCAUUCACAGACAUGCUGCUUGACCUCAGCGACCUCCUGCAGGUGAGUUUCCAAUGAGUAGGCCUACACUGUCAUUUUUUCAACUCUGUGAUUGAGUUUUUGCACUUCGACAUUUACAUUUAUCCCUAAUUUCUAGAAAUGAAAGCUCUUCUGAAUAUGAUUGAACAGUCGCAUACAUCAGUUGUUUCCUUUCUUAUUUUUGUUGUAAAACUAUACAUGAUCCCAUGCCCACAUUGACCAUGAGUAUUACAUCCAACAAGAUGGAUGUUGGCCCGUGCAGUAUGUUGUACUUCGUAAUUAAAGCCAGGGACUGUAUAAAUAUAGGUCAAUCUUUUAUGCAUAUAAAGUCAGUGUUAGGGUAGAGGGACAUUUCUCAGAGACACCGCUGGUCAGUUUUAUUUGUAUGCUCCCAGCUGUCCUUGAAGAGCUGACCCCCACCCCUCUAGUAUUUGAAGCGUAGGAGUGGAAUGGGGGUGCCUGUCCAGUCUAGGAUCAGUGUGCUAUGGGUAGAUAUUCCACUAAUCCCCCAUUUGUGGAGGCUCACCCAGGCCAAUGCAGUGGUCACUUCCCCCGUCUCCCAUGGGAAGGCAUUGUGACCCCCCCUCCCAUCAUCCAAGGCCUGUGCUCUCUCUAAUCCCUGGGGACACUAUGACAUGGACAGGGUCCAGGUGGAGGCUUCUCCAGGUUCUGUCUGGAUUGACAUGUGCCACCUCCACUGUUGGUUGCUAUGGUGCUUGGCUAACAAUGCAUUCUUUGUUGUGUGUAAAAAUGUUGAAUAGGGACCCGUCUCCUAAAAUAGAUCAGACUGUUGCUGCCAUGGACCCAAGAGUGAAAACUCGUCUGUGUCUGGUAGAGACCCAAAACCCCCUAAGGUCUGGAGCAUUAGCCUGGAGGAAUGAGACAGAGCUGCUCUGAGACCAUGGGCUAGAAACUAGAGCUUUAGUCAUCCCCUGGUCUGGAAAAUCACUGGGCUUUCUAGAUAGUAUGCCAGCUAAGCAUUAAGUUACACUUACUAGACCAGAUUCGAUCACAAGCUACUCAAAUGUUACGUAACUCUGGAUCAUGUAUCCUUACGAGGACAUUGAGGACUUGGCAGGGUGGGUUUCAGUGACAGUUGCACUACCCUCCUGUAUUUCUGGUCUUAAAUCUAUUUUCCCUGUCUUUCCCCCACAGGUAAAUGUUUAUGUCCUGGGUAGAACCUUUCUGAUCCUGGCCAGAGAGCUCUGCAUCAACGCCCCCGCCAUAGGUACCUAUCAUCUGCCUCCCAUACUCCCUGUGUUCUUAUUGUAAACAAAGAACUAUACAGUUGAAUGAGUCUUUUCUGACAAAUGCUGUUGGUUGAAGUGUUGUUUUUUUGCUGAGAAGGACACAGUAUUUACCACUCAUUCAUUCAGAGCAAAAAUUGGUCACUUCGCUCAAAUACAUUUUUGGAAGCGAAGGUGUGAUGAUGAAGUCUUGACCACAUCACUUUUACCAGCUUGGUUGUAGCACCCCUCAGUGUACCUAGACACUGAAUAAUCCCUUGAGUAAGUGCCACCAAAACAACAGAUUUCACACAUGCAGGUGAGUUGUAUAAUGAUGAGCAGCAACAUCAGUGGCUUAUCUCACACAAUUUUAUGAUUUUCUGCAGGUUCAUAAGCUCUCAAACAUGAAUGUCAGGGUUGAUCAGCAUCAAGCUGCAAACCAUUUAACUGUAUUUUAUGUACAAAACAACAUUGCAGAGGCUGUCCACAAGUGCAAUAUUACUUUUUACAAGGGGCUGCUUUUUGCAGCGUUAAUUAAAAUAAUACAAAUAACAGUUUUUAAAAUAAAUAAGAUAAAACAACGUUCCUUCGCUUAAAAAUAGUAUUUUGUUUAGUGGGACAUACUCUAGUGUCUUAAUGCUACAUUAUUUAUAAGGCUGGAACAUAUGGAUGUACAGUAUGGUCUAUAUGUUCUUUACCUCUCCUUUAUGACCAAACCAGUCCAGCUUAAGCAUAGAACACCAGCUCAGGGAUCUGUCCCCCCUGCACCCCAGUCCCAUUGGUACUGUCCGAGGAGCACUGGAACUGAAAAGUCACUUUCCCACACUGCACCUCCGUCAUGCCCUCCUGGCCGAAAUAGCUCAGCUCAUUCCCGUCCAGCACGACACUCACUGUAUAAAAGGCAUCCUGCUCCACCUGAACUGGGUGUUCAAACCACACGGAAAAUGUACUGCUUGAUCCAUCCGACACAAACUUGGUCAGGUUCUGUGCUAGGGUCACCCCUUGCCGCUUCAGUUCAAUCUUGACACUGUACUCGGCUUUUCCGCCACUUGACCCGUACAGACCCAGUCCAGCGAUAAAGAUCCGCUUGUCCACUGCAAACUGGAUGCUGUCACAGCGGCCCCUGUAGCGCCACUGGUUGCUCCGGUAGGCUGACGACUGGAAGCGGUGGCACCUCUGGGGCGCCAGGCCCUGCCUCUGUGCCAGUGGGAAGUCCAGUUUGGGCUUGGUGGCCGCUGUGUACCACAGGAAAAUGUCAUGCGUCUCCUCCAGUGUCAAGAUGUCUGCCUGGGCCGCCCCAUCAGCAAACUCCUCCAGGGUCAUAGUGGGGAUGCGCACCAGGUAGAGUGCCUUGCCCAGGACAGAUCUCUUGUUGUGGGUGGUUGCCCUCAGUCCUUGCCUCUUACACUCAGCUGUGGCCCAGCUCAUGACGGCAUCAAAGACCACCACCUCCUUGGUGUUGAGGGUCUCUCUCUGCAGGAUGAUCUUCAGGGUCUGCAAGUCGAUCUCACAGAAGCCCUCGGAGCCCAGGGCCAGCUCGGCCUGGGCGUCAAUCACCUCCCAACAGCGCUGUGUCAGCUCAGGCUCCUCAAACAGACGGCUCUGGGACAGCAGCACACAGGCGUUCUUGGCCUCCAGGCUGGUCUCCAGGAAGGUGACGCAGGCCUUGGCUAGGGCUGGUACAAUGUACUUCUUGGCAGCGUACAGGGUAGCCAGCACGGUGUCUGCCUCCAGGUCUAUCGCAUCACUGUACAUGUACCUGAAGGGAACAAAAUGGAGGAGGAGGAGAAUGAGAUUCUGGUUUAGUAAAGAAGGCAGACAGCAUGUGGAGAAUUCAUGAUGGCUAUUCUUUCGAGGAAAAGAGGAAGAGAACUUGGCAGAGCUUGCCCUAUUCUCUCAAGGGGAUUAAAAAAGAAGCAAUGUUUCAUUGCAUUGGUUUCGGAUGACAUUGUUAUAAAAUCAACAACAAAAGAGCCAUUUGUAUUACCUUCGGGUAAAUCAUUGGCUUUGAAUAUUUUUUUAUCUUCAAGAUUAACAAAGAGCAAAGAAACCAGCAAUUACAGUGCUCUACACUACUCCCCAUGUCCUUUGGUGCUCUAGCAUUUUGGCACUUAACUCGUCUUACUUUGGAUGAGUAAUCAUUUAUUUUGAAGUGACAUUGUGUAUAAUACUGGUUUAAUAUGAGGAGUGAGUGGCUUACUUCAGCAGAAUUAGAAAAGCAGCAGGUUCCACGUCUGGGAUAUGGAUUUCGGACUCCUCCUCUGCAAGAUCCCCGUAAAACAUGGCACAGAAGACAGAGCUACCCACUGCCAACACAUACUGGAGGGAAAGACAAACGGACACAUUAGUCACUCAUCAUAUUUUGUGAUUGUUCUGAAAAGUCUACUUAUUUUUCCAACUGGAGAUGGAGCUUACCUUGUGCACUGGCACUUUCUGAGAUUCACCAGGGGGACCAACAAUUAAAUGUAUAUCGGCCAUGAGUUCAUUGUUGAACAUCAAGGCAUUCCUAGAAGGGAGAAGAUUAUCAAUAAGGUAUCAUGACAACUUGGCCUAUUCCAUAUAGGGCUUGUCUUUUGCCAGUCAUACAUAUAUUAUAGCCUGCACAAUGCGAUGUGACUAACUAUGGACAUAAACUACAGUAUGAAGUAGUAUCCCAUAACUAAUAGGCUAUUGUAAACCAAGUCAAUAUUUUGACUAAAUAGAAAGAAUGAAUUAUAAGUAAGAAGUUGAGACUACCUCUCCCGUAGCGUGGGGUGAGAGGACUGCCAGCUGGCAGGAUCGACAUUGUUGUUGUUUAUGUUUUGCUGGGUGGUCGGUGUUGUUGCAGUGGUUGUUGACUGGGUGACCUGCACAUCACUUUUCUUGUCACUGGCAGUCACCGUUGUACAGUUGUUGGUUAGGUUGGUGGUCGCAGGGUACAGUUCUGCAGCCAUCUUCUUCUCCAGGGACAGGGUUAGAAUCUCAUAGCAUACUGGUAACCUGCCUGUGUGUUUCCCAGUCUUUUUAGACUUUUUAAGUGUUUCUGGAAGUAAGAGUAAAAAAGUCAAACACUUCAUGAUCCGACCAUGAUGGAGCAACCUGCAAUCUGCUGUUGGCAUCCGCACACAAAGCGUUGGUCCCUUUCCUAUAAAUAAACCACGAACUUUAGGAUCUACUGUAGUAGCUAUUAUUCUGCGUUGACAAUUGAUACACAAAUCGUGUCAUUUAUAGAAUUAUGCUGCAUACAUUCAGCGAUUAUGAAGUCUACUAACCCCGGAUCAAUUGUAAGAGCAACAUAAAAAAUAUCCGUCAAGUGGGGUUGUAUUCCAACUUCAAGCUGAAUACUUUUUUCUUUCUCAUUUCAUCCUCUUGUUGCGGCUGAGUUGUCUCCCCGAAACGUAUUAUGUUCUCGCUUUUCGAGCGGAUGGUAAAUCCAUAUAAUCGUCCGCUGUUUUCCUGAGCAAAUACUGGCAGAUGUUUUUCUCAAAGCUACUUAUCAACGAGGACAAGGCGUGGGUUACCCCGUAGCUGCUGUCUGGAUACGAUGUGAAUCGUAAUAUGUCGGGUCUAGAGUUUUAGUUGCUGUCUAUUUUUUAUAUUUUUGGUGUAAUCCUCAACGACGCCCAGCUCGCUGCCAACAAAUCAGAUUUACGCAUACCGUCAACGUCAGAAGCACAGAAGAGCCUCCCCCAAGCCUCUUAACCACAAAAAAAAUAGCUUCUCACCAGCUCCCACUCUAAAAUUCACUGCAGCGUCCGACUGAUACAGCACAAACUGUUACAGUGAAAACAUUAUAACCCGGUCAUCGUUUCUGAUGUAAUAAUAGCCUACAUUUAUUUAAAUGACUGAUUAUAGCCUAUGCGCUAUCACUGUGUAAUUUGGAUUUAAACUGUUCUUAAUUUAAUGUCCGAUUGAUUUAGUUGUUUAAUAGCUCCACUCGUCAGAAAUAAGAACGUUUGGGAUGUCGCUAAAUUAGUUGAGCUUUAUUGUUUGUUCCUGUUUUGCAUUGCUGAGAUAACAUCGGCCUCACCACUUUUUGAAUGCAUGGCACGCGCAAAAUCUGUGAGAGCACGAGACCGCACUUGUGUUUACCUUGGCUGAAUGUGGGCGUGUUAGAUAAUAGAGGGGACAGUUCCUGAAGUUUCCUUCGUUGAGACUUGAGUAGAGCCAGCCCAGCAGCCAUGUUAGUAUCGAAGAGGUUGGUUAGGGACAGGGGUUGGGGUCUGGCCAUAUCCUAUUACCAGUCAGCUCUACCGGCUUUCCACAGAGGGCUCUGCUGCUGCCAAUAGGAUCAUUUUGUUGUCUUGGUGUACAUUUCCAGCAGACUAGACACUGUGUUGCAUAUUGCUGCCUUUCGCACGUGGGAGUGUAGAUUGCACAUUUUGGUCACAAACAAAAGGGGAAUGGGAAAAUUUGCACCACCAUCUAACCCGGCAUCUAAACAUCCCCAAACACCCACCACCCCAUCCCACUACUUUGGCCCUAAAUUACACCAGUCCAUCAGCCUGGGAGGAUGGAACCCCUUCUCUCAAAAGUUCCUGUAGAUCUUAUGCACUAAAAUCUCUCACACCAAAUAUUUAUCUUCUGCUGCAACUACCACAUCUAUCUUCUGUGAUUUCUGCUCCAUCAGUGCAGUGCAGUUGAUCACCAUGGCUAUAAACACAUGAAAUCCAACCUGACUAAAACUCAUCCUCUGGAUCUCUCUUCAGGCCUACUCACUGGGGGGGCUCCCAGUCAAAUCACUCACCUUUGGGCUAUCCUCUUCAAUGUCUGAGCAUAGGAACAUUUCUGCCCCACUCGAACUCAGGCAAUCUCAACCGGUCUCUCUCUCACAGGGCACUUCGGAUCCCCAGCUGCAUGGGCGCCCCCACAGUUGACACAGUGCUUUCUCUAUCCCAACUGUACACUAAUGGAUCGUUUUGAUCUGACAGUCAUAACUAAGUAUAACUAUUUGUCCUUAUUGGUCACAAUGUGAUCCACUGGGAAUGAUAUGAAGAUAUCCAAAACUUCUUACAUUUUAAUUAAAGAAGACCAUACCACUUUCUGAUCAAUGUAGUCUACACACAGUUUUAAACCCUGUAUAUCAUUGAGACCUCUGCAAUGCAUAAUAAUAUUGCUUGUCUCGGUUGGAUCUCGAAGAGUGUAUCAUUCUCAUUCUAGACCCCUGCCUGUACAUCCCUCGCUUUGCUCACAUGCUGGAGUUUGGGGAGAAGAACCAUGAGGUGUCCAUGACAGCACUGAGACUGCUGCAGAGGAUGAAGAGGGACUGGAUGCACACUGGACGGAGGCCCUCAGGACUGUGUGGCGCAGGUAACCAUGAGCACAGUUAAAUCACACCACAGGUUACCACCACAAUCACAGGUAGGCUAACCCUCGUCAUAAAUAAGAUAAAUCACAGGGGAACCAUGUCCACUGGUAUCCCACACCACAGAGAACUGUAAUCAUAGGUCAGAUUCAGCUACAAUUACAUUACAUUAGUCAUUUAGCAGACGCUCUUAUCCAGAGCGACUUAUAGUUAGAAUCACAGGUGACCUUUGUUCAUAGGUAACACUCAUAAGUAACCACAGGCUCCAAUCAGUGACAAUGUACUGCAGUCUGUUCUCUACUUCGUGGACCUGAACAGAACCCUGCUCAGACGUAUUGCUGUCAAGAAAUCCUGAAACUGAAGAACCAACCUCCCCGGGCAUGUGGACAUUUACGCUCCUAUUUUCACUUUUCUCCCUUUCUCUCCUCUGCAGCUGCAAUAUCUGAAUAAUUAAUUGCUUAUCAUUAAUCAUUGAGAGGAUUCGCUUACAUGAAGGAAGGAAAAGUUUAGAUGAGCUUCUUACUCAAUAUGAAGUGAAUGUGCGAGAGAUACCGUGGGAUUGCUAAAAGCCGGCUACUAGAACGUCAAAGACUAUUCAAACUGCUUGUGUAAAAAAACGGAACCGUACAUCCAUCUUUAAACAGACCUUGCGUUAUGUAACUGACUCCAUGCACAGUAGCAUGGGUUACUGUAAAACUGAAUUGAUAAUUUAUCUAAUGACUUAAAUUAUCAUUAAUAGAUUAUUAUGACGUUAUUACAUUAAUACUACACAACAUUUGGUGAGUAAAUUGGAAAACAUACAGUGAAGGAAAAAAGUAUUUGAUCCCCUGCUGAUUUUGUACGUUUGCCCACUGACAAAGACAUGAUCAGUCUAUAAUUUUAAUGGUACAGUGGGGAAAAAAAGUAUUUAGUCAGCCACCAGUUGUGCAAGUUCUCCCACUUGAAAAGAUGAGAGGCCUGUAAUUUUCAUCAUAUGUACACGUCAACUAUGACAGACAAAAUGAGGGAAAAAAAUCCAGAAAAUCACAUUGUAGGAUUUUUUAUGAAUUUAUUUGCAAAUUAUGGUGGAAAAUAAGUAUUUGGUCACCUACAAACAAGCAAGAUUUUUUGGCUCUCACAGACCUGUAACUUCUUCUUUAAGAGGCGCCUCUGUCCUCCACUCCUUACCUGUAUUAAUGGCACCUGUUUGAACUUGUUAUCAGUAUAAAAGACACCUGUCCACAACCUCAAACAGUCACUCUCCAAACUCCACUAUGGCCAAGACCAAAGAGCUGUCAAAGGACACCAGAAACAAAAUUGUAGACCUGCACCAGGCUGGGAAGACUGAAUCUGCAAUAGGUAAGCAGCUUGGUUUGAAGAAAUCAACUGUGGGAGCAAUUAUUAGGAAAUGGAAGACAUACAAGACCACUGAUAAUCUCCCUCGAUCUGGGGCUCCACUCAAGAUCUCACCCUGUGGGGUCAAAAUGAUCACAAGAACGGUGAGCAAAAAUCCCAGAACCACACGGGGGGACCUAGUGAAUGACCUGCAGAGAGCUGGGACCAAAGUAACAAAGCCUACCAUCAGUAACACACUACGCCGCCAGGGACUCAAAUCCUGCAGUGCCAGACGUGUCCCCCUGCUUAAGCCAGUACAUGUCCAGGCCCGUCUGAAGUUUGCUAGAGUGCAUUUGGAUGAUCCAGAAGAGGAUUGGGAGAAUGUCAUAUGGUCAGAUGAAACCAAAAUAGAACUUUUUGGUAAAAACUCAACUCGUCGCGUUUGGAGGACAAAGAAUGCUGAGUUGCAUCCAAAGAACACCAUACCUACUGUGAAGCAUGGGGGUGGAAACAUCAUGCUUUGGGGCUGUUUUUCUGCAAAGGGACCAGGACGACUGAUCUGUGUAAAGGAAAGAAUGAAUGGGGCCAUGUGUCGUGAGAUUUUGAGUGAAAACCUCCUUCCAUCAGCAAGGGCAUUGAAGAUGAAACGUGGCUGGGUCUUUCAGCAUGACAGUGAUCCCAAACACACCGCCCGGGCAACGAAGGAGUGGCUUCGUAAGAAGCAUUUCAAGGUCCUGGAGUGGCCUAGCCAGUCUCCAGAUCUCAACCCCAUAGAAAAUCUUUGGAGGGAGUUGAAAGUCCGUGUUGCCCAGCGACAGCCCCAAAACAUCACUGCUCUAGGGGAGAUCUGCAUGGAGGAAUGGGCCAAAAUACCAGCAACAGUGUGUGAAAACCUUGUGAAGACUUACAGAAAACGUUUGACCUGUGUCAUUGCCAACAAAGGGUAUAUGACAAAGUAUUGAGAAACUUUUGUUAUUGACCAAAUACUUAUUUCCCACCAUAAUUUGCAAAUAAAUUCAUUAAAAAUCCUACAAUGUGAUUUUCUGGAUUUUCUUUUCUCAUUUUGUCUGUCAUAGUUGACGUGUACCUAUGAUGAGAAUUACAGGCCUCUCUCAUCUUUUUAAGUGGGAGAACUUGCACAAUUGGUGGCUGACUAAAUACUUUUUCCCCCCACUGUAGUUAAUAAACAAUUCAUAAGGAAUUAUGCACACUUUGUCCUCUGACUCAUUUAAAGCAAAUGUGUAUUUACAGUGAGGGGAAAAAAGUAUUUGAUCCCCUGCUGAUUUUGUACGUUUGCCCACUGACAAAGACAUGAUCAGUCUAUAAUUUAAUGUUAGGUUUAUUUGAACAGUGAGAGACAGAAUAACAACAAAAAAGUCCAGAAAAAUGCAUGUCAAAAAUGUUAUAAAUUGAUUUGCAUUUUAAUGGGGGAAAUAAGUAUUUGACCCCUCCUGCAAAAUAUGACUUAGCACUUGGUGGCAAAACCCUUGUUGGCAAUCAGAGGUCAGACAUUUCUUGUAGUUGGCCACCAGGUUUGCACACAUCUCAGGAGGGAAUUUGUCCCACUCCUCUUUGCAGAUCUUCUCCAAGUCAUUAAGGUUUCGAGGCUGACGUUUGGCAACUCAAACCUUCAGCUCCCUCCACAGAUUUUCUAUGGGAUUAAGGUCUGGAGACUGGCUAGGCCACUCCAGGACCUUAAUGUGCUUCUUCUUGAGCCACUCCUUUGUUGCCUUGGCCGUGUGUUUAGGGUCAUUGUCAUGCUGGAAUACCCAUCCACGACCCAUUUUCCACGACCCAAGAUUUGACGGUACAUGUCCCCGUCCAUCGUCCGUCAAAGUUGUCCUGUUAUCUUAGCAGAAAAACACCCCCAAAGCAUAAUGUUUCCACCUCCAUGUUUGACGGUGGGGAUGAUGUUCUUGGGGUCAUAGGCAGCAUUCCUCCUCCUCCAAACACGUUGAGUUGAUGGCAAAGAGCUCCAUUUUGGUCUCAUCUGACCACAACACUUUCACCCAGUUCUCCUCUGAAUCAUUCAGAUGUUCAUUGGCAAACUUCAGACGGGCCUGUAUAUGUGCUUUCUUGAGCAGGGGGACCUUGCGGGCGCUGCAGUAUUUCAGUCCUUCACGGCGUAGUGUGUUACCAAUUGUUUUCUUGGUGACUAUGGUCCCAGCUGCCUUGAGAUCAUUGACAAGAUCCUCCCGUGUAGUUCUGGGCUGAUUCCUCACCGAGAUUGACAGAUAUUUUGUUUCUUCCAUUUGCGAAUAAUCAAACCAACUGUUGUCACCUUCUCACCAAGCUGCUUGGCGAUGGUCUUGUAGCCCAUUCCAGCCUUGUGUAGGUCUACAAUCUUGUCCCUGACAUCCUUGGAGAGCUCUUUGGUCUUGGCCAUGGUGGAGAGUUUGGAAUCUGAUUGAUUGAUUGCUUCUGUGGGCAGGUGUCUUUUAUACAGGUAACAAGCUGAGAUUAGGAGCACUCCCUUUAAGAGUGUGCUCCUAAUCUCAGCUCAUUACCUGUAUAAAAUACACCUGGGAGCCAGAAAUCUUUCUGAUAGAGAGGGGGUCAAAUACUUAUUUCCCUAAUUAAAAUGCAAAUCAAUUUAUAACAUUUUUGACAUGCGUUUGUCUCUCACUGUUCAAAUAAACCUACCAUUAAAAUUAUAGACUGAUCAUGUCUUUGUCAGUGGGCAAAUGUACAAAAUCAGCAGGGGAUCAAAUACUUUUUUCCCUCACUGUAUGUGCCGGCAAGGGGGGUGUGUGUGUGUGUGUGUGAUGGAUAGUUUGUUUCACCUGUGUGUGUGUGUUUGUGUUCUCAGCACUGUUGGUCGCUGCUCGCAUGCACGAGUUCCGCCGUACCAUCAAAGAAAUCAUCAGUGUAGUGAAGGUGUGCGAGGCCACACUAAGAAAGAGGUGAGAGCUGCUUGAGAAGCACAUUACAGCAUCCUCUAAAGGAAAUCUGAUUUAGCCUUGCAUGUUCUCAGUCAUCUCUAUGAGGAGUAUGCUGACUAUUUUCUUUCUCAUGGUUCAGGUUGAAUGAGUUUGAGGACACGCCCACCAGUCAGCUGACCAUUGAGGAGUUCAUGAAAGUGGAUCUUGACCAGGAAUGUGACCCGCCCUCUUUCAUCGCUGGCCAGAGGAAGAAAAGAAUGAAGCUGGUGAGGAGGAACUGCCAAGAGGAUACAACUGUGCCCCCCUUAUUUAUUUAUCUUGUCCCGUGUUUUAACCUGUGUUUUGUCCCAAUGUGGUACGUUCUUUUUUUUUUUACUCACACUGAUCUUUAGUUUUUUUUCUUCUAGCUUGAGGAAGAAUUGGAGAAGAAGAUUGGCGAUGUUCAAGGUACCGUUAUGAUCAGUGUCUAGUCCAGUUUUAACCAAAAAACUCUUCAUAAAGUUCCAAAGAAUAUAAAGUUAGAGUGGAGUCAGCAGAGUUGUUUGGGUUUUAUCUCAACAGGCGAGAUCCAUGAGUACCAGGAUGAGAUUGAGAUGGAGCUGGAGCAGAGCCGGACCAAGUUGAGAGGGAUGUAUGGCUCCUAUGCAAAAACCGGUACGGCGCAGAGGGGUACGGCGCAGAGGGGUACGGCGCAGAGGGGUACGGCUGCGCUCGACAGCCAUGCCAGUCCAUCAGCUAGAACCCCCUGUGGAGGAGGGAAUAUCUCACUAUUCUGCCAGUCUAUUGUCGCUAGAGCCUGAAACAUCUCUAAAUACACAGAAAUAUUUUUUUUUAGUUGACCAAAUUUGAUGUUCACUCAAAGUGCAAAUGAGAAUGUUAUGAUGACGCACCUUUGCUGUCUAUCUAACUGUGAUGGGCUAAACUCUCUAACCAUCUGCACCCCUCUAGCUGGUUGUGUUGCAUGACCACUGCAUGGCCUCAGCAGGGGAGGCCGCUGUCUGUCUGGCAGCAUGUUGCAGGCCUGUUGCUCCUCUGCCUGGGCUGGGAGUCAAAAUUAUAACACACAUUGGGCUUUUAUCAACACUAAGAGGGCUGUCAUCAUGAUGAUACUUUGACAGCUUAAUGGUACCGUAGGAUUAUUGAGGAAAUCAUUUUCUGCAUCAUGUCAGAUAAUUAAGUUUUUAUCAGUUUCAUGAAGAAAUGUAAGUACAUGUCUUGUUCUUUUUCUCCCCCUCUCCUAGAUCCCCAGGAAAAAGAGGAGGAUGAUGAUGAUGAUGAUGAUGAUGAUGAUGAAAUAUCUCUUCCUGAUGGGGAGGACGAGGAGCUGAAGGCUGUGGCCCAGCACCUCAACAAGGACCUGUGUGACCAGGUUCUCUCUGGUGAGGAGGAGGAAGGGGAUGGAGAGAGGCAGAAGGAAAGACCUCCACGCAGAGGCCCAUCGCUGGUCUCCCUCCUAGGGCCCAUGCCCACCGCAGCCAGCCUGGGCCUCCCA